GUGAUGAGUGAUGAGUUGAUGACCAGUAUAUAUUAUAUUACUCUAUGGUGAUGACGCAGACGUGAUACGGUGAAACUGCACAUUACGUACACGUAGCGUAUAUUGAAAAUUAUAGCUUUAUUUAUUGCUAGAUUUACGAUUUUAUUAUAUGAUAUAGUUUGUAGACUUUAUAUUAAGUAUGUCGUCCAAAACUUUAAAAAAGCCAAAAAACACAGAAUUAUCAGCUGUUGGAAAACUGUAUCUUAUCGCCUAUAACAGUGUGCAAACUUUAGGAUGGUCAUACAUGUUAUGGCAAACUCUUGUCCACUUCCUGAACCGUGGAACCUUGGACACUUUUUGGGAAGAAAUUAAAUGGACAGUGUACAUAUUUCAAAAUGCUGCAGUUUUAGAAAUCCUCCAUGCAGCCGUUGGCUUGGUACCGUCAGGGGUAUUCUUGGUUCUCAUGCAAGUGUUCUCCAGGGUUUUCCUGGUGUGUGGUGGAUUUAUGAUAGCACAUGGACCCACGGUUAGCCCUGGACUACCAGUAUGCGUCUUUGCUUGGUCUAUCACCGAAAUAGUCAGAUACUCAUACUAUGCAUUGAAUAUUAUGAAAGCGGUGCCUGAAAAUCUACUGUUUUUAAGGUACUCAACCUUCCUGUUUCUGUAUCCAAUUGGUAUAACAGGAGAGUUGCUAUGCUGGUAUCACACGCUUGACGAAGUCGUAGAGAAGCAAAUCUUUACCAUGUCUAUGCCCAACACAUGGAACUUUAUAUUCAACUAUUAUUACUUCCUGGUUAUUUACAUGCUGUCCUAUAUUCCGUUAUUCCCUGUUCUCUUCGGACACAUGUUGAAACAAAGGAAAAGGAUGCUGUCUGGUGAACCCAAAAAAUCGAAAUAGUAGGUUAUUUUCAGUGAAUUAGAGUAUAAUUUAACGGGUAGUCGGGUUUUAUUUAUUCUUAUUAUGAAUUUUCUAUUUAAAAAUGCUAAAUACAAAUGCGAAUCUCUAAAGUAUAAUUUUCUUUAGACGGGCUUACUAUGCUUAUCAUAUUGAUAAGUAGGCAAUAGGAAUUUAAUUCACCUUUUUUUUUGAGUUUCGUAUAGUUAUAAGAAAUAUAAAGAAGCAAUGCUGUUAUUAGUUUUAUAUUUUUCUAGAAGAUAAGUGGGUAGUGUGUCUAUUUUACUUUUGUUUUUGCACAAUUUUGAUACCUAUUUAAUGUUGACUAAGAUUCAUUAUGUUUAAAAAUCGCAAUGAUAUCUGUUUGUACAUCGAUUAAAUUUAUAUUCCAAUUUUGUAAAUAACAACUGUUAUGAUUAUUAUUUAUGUAAGUACUAUAUUUAUGCUAAGGACAUAUGAAUGGGCUAUGGUGAAAUACAUUAUUUUUAUGACAUAUCA
Messenger RNA from Colias croceus (clouded yellow), 1372 nucleotides. It is a transcript of the gene Hacd1, whose product is annotated as very-long-chain (3R)-3-hydroxyacyl-CoA dehydratase hpo-8. Bases 179 to 877 code for a protein of 232 amino acids. Gene Ontology annotation, biological process: fatty acid elongation; very long-chain fatty acid biosynthetic process; sphingolipid biosynthetic process. Gene Ontology annotation, molecular function: 3-hydroxyacyl-CoA dehydratase activity. The transcript is spliced from 4 exons. NCBI's taxonomy places the organism in Eukaryota, Metazoa, Arthropoda, Insecta, Lepidoptera, Pieridae. The record is from RefSeq and is a predicted model, not a curated record. Gene Ontology annotation, cellular component: endoplasmic reticulum membrane.